Python bivittatus (Burmese python) is the source of this 6307-nucleotide messenger RNA. The record is from RefSeq and is a predicted model, not a curated record. Lineage: Eukaryota; Metazoa; Chordata; Lepidosauria; Squamata; Pythonidae.
UUGUUGGGCUUUCGGUGGGAAGAGACCUGUCUUUCGCGGCCCCGACCGCAGCUCUCCCCCGGUGCCGCUCGACAGUGAGGGAGGGGCUUUCCAGCGGCGAAGGGAGUGACUUGGCCUUGCAAUUGGAUUUCUUUUCAAGUCCCGGCGCGGGGCUGUUUCCCUCUCUCUGCCUGGCUCCCCGCACCGUCACCUUUUUUGUUCCCUGCUUGGGAUGGUUUCCCUAACUUGGUGGUGGAUGCUCGGCAUGCGUUGGCCCUUUCUCCAACCUGUUGUUGCUUGCGUGCGCGCCUGGUCCAGUCGCGGGACACAGGCGUUUGGUCGAAAGUAAAUAAAGGGUUGGGGGAAAAGAAAGACCAAAUGGCAAAACAAUCUUCUGAUUUAAAUUCUGAGUGUGAUAGAGAAGGUGGACAAUUGCAGCCUGCCGAAAGGCCAGCUCAGCCUCAUCACCUUCGGCCUGGGGCCCCUACCUCCUUACAAACUGAAUACCAAGGUAAUCAUUUGGGUGAGCGGGACAGUUCAUCACCCGGUAGCCCUCAGGGACCACUGGCACCACCCUCCAGUCCCAGUCCAUUUGCUACCAGAUCCCCGUUGUUCAUGUUUGUAAGAAGAUCCCCACUGCUGUCCAGAUCCUCCAGUGGGUAUUUCUCUUUUGACAUCGACAGGAGUCCUGCACCUAUGAAUUGUGACAAAGCUACACAGACUCCAAGUCCCCCGUGUCAAGCCAUCAAUCAUUAUCUAAGCGCAAUGGGUAAGCAAGAGCAUGCUUCCAGAUGGCAGUCACGGCCAAUACCUGAGGAUAUGCGGCCAGAAAUAUGGAUUGCACAGGAAUUACGGCGCAUUGGAGAUGAAUUUAAUGCUUCCUACUGUCCAAGAAGGGGUUUAUUGGAUUACCAGGGAGUAAAUCAUCAGAUCAUAAUUUUGCGCCUCUUGCAUUACAUCGUCCGUUUCAUAUGGAGAAUGCAGUGACUAGCGCUUCAAGAGGCCAUGAGGAUUGUUUACUUGGUUCUAGCAACAAAGCCCAUGAACAAUCUCUCUGAAUGCAGCUAGCAGGCCCUUCCUGACUUUAAGGGACAUCCAGCAAAUUAAAGGAGCAGGAGGACUCCAUAUUAGGGAAUUAAUAAAUUGUGAUGGAUUUUUGGAAAUGGAUCAUCUUUUUUAGAAGCAAGAUUUCAUGUGAAGAUAGAGCUGACAUCAUUUUAUUGUUGAUGAAACUUUUUUUUUUAAAAAAACCUGUGCUAUAUAAAGCUUUCAAGAAAAUCGUUGAAUCAUGUUGUGUUCUCAUUAGCAAAUGUGUAGGCUGCUCCUCUAUCUUGCAGUGAAAUUGACUGAGCCAGCUACUUUUGUAAAGCUGCCUUAGUUUUUAUAUUAAAGACAUAUUGUACAGCUUUUUAAAAAACGAAUCUUCCCAAGCAGUGAGAGGCCAGACUCUAGAAUUAGGGCCUCCAUUCGUUCCAGACCACUUCCAUGCAGAAGAGCUCAUGAUCAUUAAAUGAAGUUGGUGGAGACAAGGUGGAAAGAUUGGAAUUGAUACUUCUGGAUAUUCCUCCCCAAAUUUCUGCCACUGAAGUCAGCUGCUUUUGUGUGUCUACACACAGAAGGAAUUUACACAGAAUAUGUACCCAUCUGCUGUGCAAGUACCAGACUGGAUCUUUCCUUGUGCAGAGCUCGCUUCUUGCAGCCCAGAGGAAGAAAUCUUGAAGUUGCUUUGAAAGUUGAAAUUAAACUGUGAAAGUUUAAAUGGUCCAAAUAAUGACACCAGGUUGCCUUUUAUAAUUUUCUUCCUAUAUUAUUUGUAUAGAACAUGUAUAUUCUAUAACAUAAACUGAUGUGGGGAGGGAGGGGGCAAUGUAGCAAUAAGUUUUUGCAUGUGGGUGAAAGCAGUUCCUACACCUGUGCAAUAUUGCCCCAAGUUGUUACAACAGGGUCCUACUGCAUGAUUCCUGGCACUGUUUUGAUCCUCAUUGUGGUAUUUUACUGUUGUUUAAAUCCAGUUUGGGUGUCUUAAUUUUUUUUAACAAACACUCUGGAUUUAGUUAUUGCUGCCUUUAUUCUUAGAAUAAAUUAUCAGGAGGGAUGAGCUAGUAACCAUAAUGUGGAAUGUACAAGAACUACUGACUCAGUGCAUGGGUUUGAGGUCAAUAGCAGCACAGUAUUCAAAUUGAUUCAGAGGGUAAAAAUUCCAAAAGAGAGAUGGAAACAAGAUUUUUAAAAAUGUUUUAACAGCAGAAUUUGUGGAUCUCCCCCACCCCCUGUGCAGCCUCAUAUCCUCAAAUGAGAAAGUAGAUGACUGGCUGCAUAUACCUACUAUGUUUGUGAGGACUACUUUGUAGUAUGCUCAGAAAAAAAGAAAAAUCUUGAACCAAGGGUAACUGAUUCCAAAAAGCUGAAUUGUGCAACCUUAAUGGAAAUAAAGCAAAUUGUUUCUCUAAGCCAUAGACAGUGGUAAGGAUAGUGAUUCCCAAACCAUGGACUAAGGGUCUGUCAUAUGCCAUGGGAGAGACUGAAGUGUGUCUGCAAAAAGAAACUGCCAUAUUUGAUGUCACUUCAUCCCCCUUCUGUGCCUAUAGAUGGAAACAAAUAUCCUUCUCAAAAUAAGGGUUCUCUAGAGUUCCUGGUUCAGGUUCUCUUACAUUUACUAGGUACAGAAGACUCCAGAAACGUAGGAAGCUGCCUCAUUCUGAAUCAGACCACUGGUCUGUUUAGGUUAGUGAUUGUUAGAUGCGUCUUUGCCAACCCUUCUCAGAGAUGUAUAACAUCCAGAUAUAUUUGCAUGCAAAGUAUAUGCUGGACCACUUAAUUAUGACCAUUCUGUCCCAAAGCCCUGAUUAACGUGGGAGGAGGCAGGAUGGCAGCAAGUCCAGUUCACUGUGGCAUUUUCUGUAGUUUUAAGGAAGAUGCCUGUUCAUUAUUUUAGGUGCUGAUUGGAAAAUAAGUGUGUUAUGAAUUGGACCUCUAGUAAAGAUGAGAACAUACUGUGCUCCAGAAAACAACUCUGAGAACAAUUUAGAAGGUUAGACAGAACCUUGAGGCGCCUUUGCCUUUGGUAUUUACAGGAGAAAUGAUCAAAUGCUUCCAGUUUUUUGUGGGGGGGGGGCUUCCAAAAGGGUUACAAUUUUGCUUUAAAACAAAGUGCAAAAGCUCAGGAUAUUGAAUUCAUUAAAUUAGUAAAAAAAAUAUAUGGCACACACACACAAGCUCAAUCUUGAAUGAAAAUGAAUCAAAAUAUAGUAAGUAAAAUUCUAAUGUAAGAACGGUGGCUGGCAGAUAGGCCUGUUGACUUGCUUUCAAAAAAGCUUUUGGUUCUGAGAAAUCUUUUGUCACCCUUGAUUUGUUAAUUAAAUAUAAAUUGUUUGACUCUUCAAAUAUCAUAGGUGAUAGCAAAACGUAAAAUAAUAGGUGAUACGGCUUGGGAAAACUCAAAGCCAAAAGCACCAGUGAUUUAAUAGAAAUUAAGCAAGCAGUAAAGCUGUGCUGCACCACAUUAUGGUCAAGUAGUUCAUGCGUCAUUUUUUAUUUGGCCAUGAGAGGCAACUGAAAGUGAGUAUUUGCAUAGAAGUUUCUGUUUAUGUAGCUGCCCCUUAUUCUCUUUGCCCAUGUAAUUUUAUCUGGUCCUUGAUUAGCUAGCUAUAUAUACUGGUACAGACUAUAAACAAGAUUCCAAGUACUGUGCCACUUACUUCUGGUCUCACCAGCACCACUGAAAAUGUGUACCUACCUUCAAAAAGUUACAGACUUCUCUUGAAGCCAUCCAAAGUGCAUUUGUAGAAUCUAGACUCUAUCAUUUCUCUGUGUUAUCAACAACACCUCUGUGAUUUCUCUGUAUUGUACCAUAAAUGUUCAACCUGUGUGCCUGCCUGGAAUGUGUGGAAUGUUAGUCCACCUAGUGGAGACUCAUCUAUCCCCUGUAUUACUUCGACCUAUUGUUUCGGAAGUCCAGCAAAUUAAAAUACCAGGCUCUCCAACAAGCAAAAUGCAUAGGCAGGUGCAAGUUGUCCAUAUAACUGCCUGAUAGGGUCACUAAGGACAGAAAACACAAAGUGCUAACCAUCUCUUGGAAAUGGGGAGAUUAAGGGUGUAUUAGAUUAAAGUUCCUUGCCCCAUCUCAACAGGCAAAUGACUUCCAAACUGACAAGGUUGAUUAGCUGGCACUGUAUGCAUUGCUCUUGGUGUUAAGAACAACCUCGACAACUACAUGCCACCCUUUCUUGUCCAUAUUUUAUAGGGCUGUGCAGCACUUCAGAUUCAGCUUCAAAAAAUGCUUGAGAAUGCACCGGGGAGAGGAACACGGCCCUUGACAGCAACUCCUUAAAGCAGUUGUCCCUGUAUCGUGUGGCAAGUGUUUGAUUUCUUGGAAAAGUUGCAGGUGCUUUAGAGAGUGCUAAGGUGCAUUCUCCCAUGCAUUCUGUAGUAUCUUUUAGGAAGAAAGCCAUGUUGGUCUGUGGUAACAAAAAAUCAGGAGAGCUCUAGUAGAACCUUUUCCGACUAACACAUUUUAUUAAAGGACAUAGGAUUUUGUGAGCUACAGCUCACUUCAUCUGAUGCACUGAGUGGCUAGAUUGAUACAGAACUUAAAUUGGGGUGAGGUGGGAAGGGAGGGGAAAGUAGUUUGGUUAUGCCGAUGCAGCUCUUAUCUCAUGUGUAACUUAUGCAUCUGAUGAAAUGAGCUGCAACUCACAAAUGUUUAUGACUUAAUAAAAUGUGUUAGUUGGAAAAAGUGCUAUCUGAGCCCUCCUGAUUUUUUUGAAGCAUCUUUUAGAAUUGUGUCUGAAGCACUGCAGAUGCCUAUAGUUACAGGUAUAGCAGGGGAGACACAAAUGGAAGUCUGUUGCUUUUUAUGGCCAGCUCUUUUUAAAUCAAGCAUUGCUUGGUAGCUCUAUAAGGGGGAGAGAUUCCUUGUUCGAUAAUGUCGGUCAAUAACUUCCUUAAUUUGAUUUGUUACCUUAAUUUCAAAUAGAAAUGACAAUGUUGUUAAUAGGAAUUUGAUCUGUAUAUUUGCAUGUUGCCUGCAAAAUCUGAUUUAUUGAAAGAGGAAAGGAAAUGGAUUUAACAGCUAGCAUUAUGCUGCUCAGAUUGAUACUGUGCAAAAUGCCAGAAAUUCUUUCUAUUCCAACGACAGUGAUGCCGAUUCACAGCAUUAGGCACAACUUCUUAAGAGUUUGCCAGUAAUCUUGUCUGUGUGUCAUAUGCAUUUAAAUUUGACCAUAUUUUAAAUGGGAAUAAUUACCAGAAGUAUCUUUCAGCACAAACUGGCUUAUGUUGGUUGCCAACAUGGACCCAGCAUAAUGUGCCUAGACUUUAUCUUUCUUUACUCACCAAAGCAUAUUUUCUUUUUGGAAUGAAACCUUUGGCUCCUGCUCCUGUACCUGGAGCACUCCAGUGUUAAUAUAAAAUUUUUCUGUAAACUUCAUCCAUGGUUGGGAUCUUGGGAGUUCCACGCAUGCACCUUAUGUUGGAGGACUCCUUUGUUCUUUGCUUGGAUUGGGGCAGCAGAUGCUGCUCCUUAGAAUACCCUAAUUCGAGGAGUGGCUUUUUCUUGGGGGUGGGUGUAAGGAAAUAAGGAGCUGCUGUAGGAAGGGGGGCUUUGAAAAGUCCUAGUGCAUGAGCAGCAGCAUCUGUGCUGCCCUUUUGCAUCCCUUGUUCUCCCCCCUCCCCCAAUUUCUUGAAAGGCUUGGCUGGCCCAGUGCCUUGAGAUGUGUACACAUCCAUAUGUGUUAACUGCUAGCAUGGAAGUGCAAUGAGCUUGCUGCCAUGGCUUAAGGCAAACUUAUUAUAAGCCUAAUACAUAUUUUUAAAAUUCUGUGAAUUAUAACGUAAACAGUAAAUGACACGAUAUUGGCACUGUGUGGCCCAAACCCAAGCUUUCUUUUUUCCACAGACAUUUAUCUAUCUGUAUAGAUACCUAUAUCUAAAAACUAAAAUAAUGCCCAUUUGGUUUUCCAGUUCACUGCAGGUUUUGUGCCUUGACAGCCCCACUGUGAACUUAGUAGACUUGUGGGUUUUUAAAAUCUUGAUGUAAUUUAACAUAUAUAACCUUUUUGUCUAUUAGAGGAUUUAAAAAAAAUAAAAUUCCCUUUUAAAUAGUCCUGCCAAAACAUUUUUAUGAAGAAUUUUCUUUGGUUGUAGAGAAACCAGAUAUAAAUUUCUUCCCAGAGAAUUACUAAGACUUUCAAUGCUUUUAUUUUCUUUCAAUGAUUGUAAAUAUUUGAAUAUUUAUUAGAUUAGAGCAGUUCUUCUCAUCUGAGCCAAAUGUUACCUGUGUGCAAUGUUUCCUCUUUUCUUACUAUUUCAUGUAAGAUUUUUUUUUGUA